Cadophora gregata is the source of this 3474-nucleotide messenger RNA. RefSeq lists its product as uncharacterized. Bases 1 to 3474 code for a protein of 1157 amino acids. Gene Ontology annotation, biological process: intracellular sterol transport. Gene Ontology annotation, cellular component: plasma membrane; cortical endoplasmic reticulum; endoplasmic reticulum-plasma membrane contact site. NCBI's taxonomy places the organism in Eukaryota, Fungi, Ascomycota, Leotiomycetes, Helotiales, Ploettnerulaceae. The record is from RefSeq and is a predicted model, not a curated record. The transcript has 2 exons. Gene Ontology annotation, molecular function: sterol transfer activity; sterol binding.
AUGCUUGCUGCAGCUUAUGACUCUUGCUGCAACCUUCUUUUCACACUUCAUGCGCUGAGCGUUUCGUUUGCUCUAUUCGCCGAGUCGAUCCCCGACCCAUCAUUACGUGCGCCGUACCUAUCUACCCUGCAUCAAUCUGACCCAAGUACCUCAUACAGGCCACCCGAAACAAAACCUUCUCUCUCUACACAUCCUUCACAUAUAGGAUAUUUAACGAUAUCCUCGCCACUGGUUCAAUCCGUUACGCUACCAGAUUCGGCGUUGUCGGAGUCUCAGCUGGACGGCACAACACCUCGAGCAGCCACUUUCCCCAAAGUCGAAGCCCUGGCUGCCUCCGCGUCUACCCCGAAUCUUGACAGCACUCUACGUGCCCCUACAAACGGAUCAGAUAGACGAUCCCCCUCGCCAGUUGGCAGAUUAAAGCAAGCUUUCACGCCGAAGCGGGCUUCGAGUCCAAAUACAAGUCCAGAGCGGAAACCAGGAGGGGGAGGGGGAGCUGGCCCUUUGAAGGAGAAGUCUGCGGGGGAUAGCAGGCGGGGGAGCGUUGCGUCAAGAAUCGGGUCAAUAUUUCCAGAAAGACAGACCGCGUCACAGCCAGUGUCUUCAACAAGCUCCCCCGAGCGACCACGAACUGGGAAGAUCCAAACGCUCGACACGAGUGCUCCACCUAGCACACCCCCACCUGGCGAAAACAUAGCUCCCAUCAUUGUCAAUACACCUCCUACUCCUACAGACCCCAGCGCUCCUCGAAUCACUGCAGCUCGGGAACGGGGAACUUCAGAUCCGAUCGUUUCUAAUGCCAACGUCGUAGUUUCCCCGACUGGGAACAUGAUAUCGCAUCGCCGAAUUCGGUCAGGAUCAGCUUCAUUAGGGCCUAGCAAGCUGUCGAACAUCACAACUGCACCUUUGACACCAACGCUCGAGAGUGGUCCAAACACCCCAGGAACAGGAUUCUUCUCGUCAGUGUUUUCCGCAGCUCAGAACGCCGCAAAUACAUUGAGCAAUAGCAUUGCCAAUACAUCCGUGGCUCCUGGAAAUCGAAGUAAGAGUGGGACACAAGAGAUCAAGGAAGUGGAAAGUCCAGUCGUGGAAACAUUUGCCGAGAAAACGGAUUCAGAAGCCCCUACGGAAGAAAAGGAGCUUGCUGUAAAGACACUGGGUAUGGGUGAUCUCAGCUUGAGUGCCCUGGGCAUAUCUGAGAAUAGUAGUGGCUCCAAUACGCCCUUGGGACUCAAAUUCCCUGAGGAGGUGCGCGGCAGAUCCGAGUCCCAAGUUGAAGACCGGCCUGCUCUGGCCCCAGUUGCCAAUGGCGAGCUUGUAGAUAUCUCUUCCGUGGCAGCUGUGGAUGACCUUCAGCCGCUUAUUCGACCUCGGUCUAUGUAUGAGCCUGGAACUGGAGGAGAUCAGACCCCACCAAAUGGAAGUGUUUUCGAGGGAAAGACUGGUCUUCAGCGCAGUGGGAGCAUUCGUAGCGCCAUUGGGAAUCGCCGCAAAAGAAACAGCUCAGCAGCGACCGGGACCACUAUUGGAGCGGCAAUUGCUGCAGCAAACAGCUCUCUCGGGAAUCCCACUGCAGGAACGCAAAAAAUUACAGGCUUCGCAGUUGCCAGCAAGAAGCGAAAUCGAGACUUCCAUCAACUUUUCAGGAGCGUGCCUGACGAUGACUAUCUGAUUGAGGACUACAGCUGUGCCUUACAACGAGAGAUCCUUGCACAUGGACGUCUGUACGUCUCGGAAGGCCAUCUCUGCUUUAGCAGUAACAUUUUCGGAUGGGUGACAACCCUGGUGAUGAGUUUUGAUGAAAUUGUUUCGGUCGAGAAACGAAGCACGGCGCUGUUAUUCAAGAACGGAUUGAUGAUAUCCACUUUGCAUGCAAAGAACAUUUUUGCUAGUUUUACAAGUCGAGAUUCGACUUAUGAUCUGAUUGUUGGGAUCUGGAAGUUGGGACACCCAAGCCUUCGAAGUUCACUGAAUGGUGUCAGGAUAGAGGAGACCGGUGGUGGAGACAAGACCGAGAAAGAUGAUGGAAAUCCUGCAGCCGGGAGUCAAAGUGGUUCAGAUUCCGAUAGCGAUGAUGGAGAAGAAGGGGAUGAUGUAUAUGACGAGGAUGAGGAAGAAGAAGAUGGGAUGAGUUUUACCCAAGCUGAAGGGAGUGUUGCAGGUAGUGAUGUUGGGGAAAAAGUCGUCAGUCGAAAACCGUCUGCUGCUGUUGUCACGAAUGGUGCUCCAGCUGAGAAGAGCAAAGAGGAAGGUCCAACGAGUCCUGGAACUGACUUCCCUGGCCCUGCAACUCACCCACCGACCGAAUGUACGGACCAGGAAACUCAUUACGCCAAGGUUAUUGGUGAUGAAAUCAUCCAAGCUCCGCUAGGAAAGAUCUACAGCCUUAUGUUUGGACCGGCUUCGGUUACAUGGAUGCGAAACUGGUUGACAGUCGAGCAAAAGUGCUUAGAGUUGACGAUGGAGGACUCAUCGAAGAAACCGCUUGGGCUGGACAACAAAGUCCGAUACUAUUCAUACAUCAAACCGUUGAAUGGUUCCAUUGGGCCCAAACAAACCAAAUGUGUCUGUACCGAGACUCUGGAUUCGUUAGACUUGGAAAAGGCUGUGUCGGUCUCAAUUUCUACACAAACUCCUGAUGUGCCGAGCGGAAAUGUCUUCAGCACCAAGACGAAAUAUUGUCUGUCAUGGGCCGAAGGAAAUGCUACAAGAAUACAAAUGAACUGUGCCAUCGAGUGGACUGGCAAAAGCUGGCUGAAAGGUCCCAUUGAGAAGGGAGCAAACGAUGGCCAAGUUCAGUAUGCAAAGGAUAUUAUUGCAGCCUUGAAGACCGCUGUAUCGUCUCGUCGUGGUACGCUGGUUCCUGCAUCAGGCAAGAAGGGUAAGAAAGGACGCAAGGGCCGCGAGUCGAAGAGCAUCUCCAAGACAACAGAUGGCGCUGCAGAUUCCAAACCUACCGCUGAUGAUUGGGGUAUGCUGGAGCCAUUACAUGCUAUCCUGGGCCCUGUCAUCAGUAUUCUUCAACCACUGCUCACUGGCAACAUAUUAUAUGGGCUCUUAGUUGGCCUACUCGUAGCCAGCUGGUUCCGUUUUGGCUUCAAAGGAGGCAGCUCAAACGUCAACCAACCAAUGUCAUAUUACGCCACACCAGACAGGAUCGCCGCCUAUGAAGAGAUCUGGCGGCGAGAGGAGAGCGAACUCUGGGAAUGGUUGGAGGAUCGAGUUGGGAUGGACCGUCUCAGGGAUCCGACGCGGAUGCCUAUGGAAUCUCGAGCCAUGCAGGAUAAGCUGAAGGACGAGAGGAUGGAAGAUCGCGAGAUCGAUGACGCUAUUCGCGUCACCGAGGAGAAGCUGAAAGUUCUUAAAGCUACGAUGGAGAAGAGGAAGGCUGCUAGCGACAAGGGAAAGAGUAAGCUGAAGAAGGAAGAGAAGCCGGUGGAUGAUAUGGGUGCGGGGGCAGGGGAAGGUGCAUAG